CGGUUGUGACUGAUGAGUGCAGGGUUGAGGACUCGGUGGGCUCUUUCUUUAACGUAGAUUUUUACCAGUUUUAUUCAGUGUUUUUUUAAAAUAGAACUUUCUCUUCAGAGGCGAAACGUUACCCCCGACAGGAUGUCUGUGGCCGGGCUGAAGAAACAGUUCCACAAAGCCAGUCAGCUACUCAGUGAAAAGAUCAGUGGGGCAGAGGGGACCAAGCUGGACGAGGACUUCAUGGAGAUGGAGAGGAAAAUCGAGGUGACCAACAAGUCAGUGUUUGACCUCUUGUCCAAAACGACAGAGUACCUCCAGCCGAAUCCAGCCUCUCGAGCCAAACUGAACAUGCUGAACACAAUGUCUAAGAUCCGAGGGCAGGUGAAGACCACCGGCUACCCUCAGACUGAAGGCCUGCUGGGAGACUGCAUGCUGCGCUGCGGUCAUGAACUGGGAGAGGACUCUGUCUUUGGCUGUGCUCUGGUGGAUAUGGGUGAUGCCAUGAGGCAGAUGGCAGAUGUGAAGGACUCCCUGGACAUAAAUGUCAAACAAAACUUUAUUGACCCCCUGCAGAAUCUACAGGACAAGGACCUCAAAGAGAUCACGCACCACCUGAAGAAGCUGGAGGGCCGCCGGCUAGACUUUGACUAUAAGAAGAAGCGUCAGGGGAAAAUCCCAGAUGAGGAGAUCCGGCAGGCUGUGGAGAAGUUUGAGGAGAGCAAAGAGCUGGCUGAGAGGAGCAUGUUCAACUUCCUGGAGAAUGAUGUGGAGCAGGUGAGCCAGCUGUCAGCACUGAUUGAGGCAGCCUUAGAGUACCACCGGGAGUCCUGUACGAUCCUGGAGGAGCUCAGCGGGAAGCUGCAGAAGAGGAUAUCCACAGCCAGCAGCCGGCCCAAGAGAGAAUUCAAACCAAAGUCCAUCAGGAGCAGCAUCGAAACUCUGGACAACAAUCAGCACAACGGCCUGUCCUACAGCUCCUCAGUCAGAUCCACCGAUAUCCAGAUCAACCACACAGUCAAUGGGAAAACGCCAUCUCCAUUUGUCUUUGCAUCUCACCCAGCUGAUCAUAUAACCUCUGUCCCACUGUCAUGGCCUGAGAGCCCCACUACCAAUGGCCAUCUUCACCAGUCGGAGGUGUUGGACCAGCCGUGCUGUCGCUCCCUCUAUGACUUUGAGCCAGAGAAUGAGGGCGAGCUGGGCUUCAAAAAGGGCGACAUCAUCAUCCUCACCAACCAGAUAGACGAGAACUGGUAUGAGGGCAUGAUCAACGGCGAAUCCGGCUUCUUCCCCAUCAACUACGUAGAGGUCCUCGUCCCCCUGCCUCAGUGAAGACCGGCACCCCAGAGUCCUCCACAGACUCCUUCCUGCCUCAUCCUGCUCAGCCUCUGUCCUCAGCUCGACUCGGGGCGGGGGGGGGCUGAAAACAUCCGGGGGGCCUGCUCCGCCUGAAGCUGUCCCAAGCCGACUCAAGAUCAGACGUCGUUGAUUUGUUUCUGUUGAUAUUUAUGAACCUGAAACCAACUGAAAUCCAAGCCAUUAAAUGUGACAGUCCGCCUCCUUGGAUCCUUUGUGUCCUUUGGGUCUGACCGAGGUGAAAAUGUCAAGCAGUCGUUAAACUCUCCACACCAUCCCAUCAGCCCCUCGAAUCAGGCUGCUUCCUGUUUAUCCUUAUAGAAGUGUGUCUCUUUGAGAUGUCUGCCUGCCUUUGCCCUCCCUCACCAUAAACUGAGGCUCCUUACCUUUGCUUGAAGUGCACCAUGGGACACCAUGACUGCAUUGUUAGACCACUACAAUCAAAUGAUGUGCUUUUCUUUGCGUUAUAGUCACAUUAGGAACAUGACAGACAAUUUUUUUUUUUAUUUUGUCAGAGGGUUUGUGUUUACAUCACGAAUCCCCUCGUGAUGACUUGAACUGCCGUGGAACUCUCACUUAGCUCGCCAAGAAGCGAACAGUCACAUGGAUCUGGCUCUAAAUGAUCAGCUUGAUGUCACCCAGAUUGGCCCCCGUCAUCUAACCCUGCAGGUAGUUUAGGUUUUAUUUGUUCCAGAUUGUUUGUCUCUGAGGUUUCUGCCUCCUCCCAAAUACAGUGGAGGAGAGUGGAGUUUCAUUUCAUGGUGCUCACCCCAUUUAAAGACAGUUAAAAGAAAUGCAAACAUUCUCAAGGUGACUAAGAAAAUAGGAUUUCUUUUAAUUUGGUUGAACCAGACCUUGAAGAGAAGACAAGACGUGGUGAGCUUAAGGCCUACCACAUCUUCUCACCCACUGCUUCACAAGAAGACCCCAGUGGUCCUGUAGUCCACUGAUUUUGUGUUUUGUAUUUUUUUUAAAGCAUUUUAAUGGUGUUAUCAUCCAAACACAAGCCUCAUUUCUACACUGUUGCCCAUAAAGUUGGAAUAAUUUUGUUUUCAGACACCCUCCUCUUUUUAUUCCUAUUUAUACACAUCAGUAAUCACAUUGGGAGAGAUUGAUCAAUAAAGUUUUGAGAAGAUAUACACUUUAUCAAGAACAAAUCACAUUGCCACAAUCAUUUCAUGAGAAGAGGUCAAAUAUAUUUUAUUCCCACUUUAUGGAAAACGGUGUAUAAGUGUUUAUGUUGCCUUGUGAGGUCUUCCCAGAGUUCAAGGAUAAUUCCUCUUUAUUACAGCUAGGUUCUUGUUUUCAUAUGUUUACCAUCAUGUGGCUAAUGAACUCACACUCAUUAAGUUAGCUGCUGAGAUCAGGGACAUGGGGACAUUGCUUAAAAACAUGCAUCAAGAGAACAAGCAGACAGUUAGACGGGUUUUAAAGCUGCACUAGUCAACAUUUUGGAUCAACAGUUGGUCGAAUGACUACUUUUAAUUUACAGAGAAUUAUGACCAGUCACCGUCUGCAGUUCCCCGCAGCUCUGUAAAACGUUAGACUAGCUUCAUUGUUUUGGUUUUACAGCCAACAACUUUACUAUUUUUGGUUGAGUCUCUCAGCUCUCAUCGGCUUGUCUCCAGCAGCAGCAGCAGCAGCAGCUGUUACAGUGAAAAGCUUCUGAUAAAGCCACUGUAAUAAAACUUGAUUAAUGUUGCUUUAGACAAACACCCAGGUUGGCCAAACAUAUUUUUGGUAGAGAAAAUGAAGGCAAAAGGUAAAAUUAUUACCCAAACAUGCAUCCCAGUUUACAGACAGACGUCCUUAUUUCAUUUUGACCUACUGUAUCUUGCCAUAGGCACGCUCACACAGUUUUCCUGUGUAAUCUCAGGUGUGUACAUUUUCAGUUUAACUCCAAAUAUUCUGCUCCGUCAGCUGUUUCUUGACAUGGGACUUGGUUGCAGUAUCAUUACCGUGUUCCCAGAUCUCAGCAGUUAUUUUGGUGACUACAGCGUAACAAGCCAAGUUUAACACUGACGUUGUUCUAAAGCAGAAUUAUCCUUUAUGCUGUGAACUUUUGAUCAGUGUUUUAGCUUUAGCUUUCCACACAAAGCAUUUCUAUUACGUGUUUUGAAUAUUUUGGGAACAUUAGAAGCCACGGCCCUCGGACAGUGAUCACACCUGACUCACAGAGCCUCACAUUCCACUGGGAUCGUGGCAGACAGUAUGUGAUGUAUAUUAGUGCUCUGUUAGACUGGGCCUGGAUUUGUGUUGUGAUUGACUCUGCCUGUUUGCCUGCUGUGCUCUUACGUGUCGCCCAGAACACACGUUUAGGUCUGUGAGGACCUGAAGUCAGCUCCGUCUCUCUGAAUGUCUCUCUCUCUCUCUCUCUCUCUCUCUCUCCCUCUCUCUCUCUCUCUCUCUGUUUACACACAGAUGUAUUGUGACUUAAUGUGAGGACAUCAUAGGGAUGAAUGCCUUGUCACACUGAAACCAUAUGAAAGUGCUUUUUGAAAUGUCGUCUGUAUUGCACUGAAGCUUUAGAAUCUACCUACCACAUGUUUAUGGACAUGCACCUUUUUUUCAUUGUUGUUGUUGUUGUUAAUUUUUUUCUUUUCCACAUACUCAGCGUUUGCACUUUGUGUUACUCACAGCGGGGUUAGAAUCACUACCAUAUCAGAUAUAGACGUGAAGUCAGAAUGGUAGAUACUUAGAUUUAUCUAAUCACAGAUGUUCUUCGUACGCUGUAAAGAAUCCACUAUCUCCAUUAUUAUGACGUAGAUUGAAAAAAAAUGGAUGUAUCACAUCUUGAGUCAGACGUAGAGUCUGUUACCUUGUGAAACUCAUUCCAGCUGUCUUAUUAGCUAGUGAUAAGCCGUAGAUAAGUGAAGGUCAGCAGUUUCUGUGUGGCCGUGCUGAUAAACCUGUUUAUUUAGGAAGUCCCAUCAUGGUGUGAGUAGGUUAAACAGCCUGAUAACCAGCAGUCAUCUCUCCUGACUAUAGAUGUAUGACAGGAGGGUGCAAGAGGUGAAUUACCGUAAAUUCUCAAAGAGAGGGAAGAGGCUUUUAUUUACCGUAACUGCAGAGCAAACCAGCUUUUUAUUUAAAGCUUUGUUUCAUAGGUGUGUUUGGUCAGAUUUUAGUAAGAAGCCUCCUUUUUGUCUGAUCUGCCCCAGUUUGCUGAUUCCAGAUUCAAAGCUUGCUCUAUGUUCACCUGUGGACUUCCACAGCACAGCACCAAAGUGGAGUCAGCACUCACCACUCUGCUGUUUUCCUUCACUGAUUUAUUCCGUUUGAUUCUGCUCUGCAGUUCUCUGUGCAGUGGUUUCACAUUGAAAUCAGUGUGCAGUUUAAAUCACUUCAUUCUUCCAUUGACCCCAUUCAGUUUGGGGUCAAUUCAUCAAUUUUCGAAAUUUACUACAGCUCUCAUUCACUCCUCUGAUGGACUACCUCUCAGUAGCAGCAGCAGCCAAGGCUCAUGGGUAUUGUAGUAUUUUGAAUUGAGUUUCAGCAGAGUGCUUGAGUGUGAGAUCACUCAUGGAUUUAUCUCUGUGGAAAGGUUUCACUGCUUUUAUUAGUGACCAACCUUCAUCUAUUCAUCUAUUAUUUGAACACCACCUUUUAUUUGAGAAUUUACGGUACUCACAGGUAUUCUCAUAACAACUCCACAAAGUUGUUUUUUUUUUCCCUCCAGACCUGUGUGCAUUUCCUUAGUUUUUUUGUUACCCACAAAGAUUUACUGAUUUACUUUAUUAUGUGAAAACCCCCGACCUAAACUCAGGGUUGGGUGUUCGUCCCAGUAUGUGCUCGACGGACUACGUUCUUAUUCUACAUGGUAUAGAUUUCAUCUUUUAUCGUAUGUGGACCAACUCGACUUUAUAUUCAACAGAGCGAAAAUAAAUAAAAUGUAUUGGAUACUUACUGUUAGCUUGCGAUUGCUUAGAUGUUCAACAUGUUGCAUGAUGCAAUGAUUUUUUUUUUUUUUUUCUUUCUUAAGAUUGUUAUCAUGGAGUUUUGGAUACUGGGGAGCUCUUAGCACACGGUGCCAUCUGCAACACAACAUGUCCCAGAGAGGGCGCUCGUCAGGUGGUUUGAUCCUGCAUUCAGUCUCCACAAUACUUUUUUUUUUUAAAUCUUCUUCUUUAGAGGACUGCAACAUGGUUUAAGAAGUCGUCCUAUAAAUGCAGUUCUUAUGAAACAAGUGGAACCAUCCACACUAACUCCUUUUCCAAAGUGUUUGACUUUGUUCCAAGAUUUAAGACUGAAUGCAAGAAGAGCCGAUUUUAAACUGUUUAUGUUUUUCUUUGCAGUUGCCUCCACUGUAUGAAUGACUCGUCGAUACACUAAAACAAGAUCUGUCAACACUUUACCUCUGUUUUGCCUUUGCAGUCUACAAACGUCUCUCCUCAGUAUUCAUUUUACAACCAACUUCUAGGCAAAGGAAAAUGGCUGCGCAGUUCUGUUUUAUUUUUUCAGUAGCAUAAUUUAUGCAAAAGGUGUUUUAUAGAUGUUGUAAAUGAAUAUAUGAAUAAAUAUAUUGCGUAAAUAAAUGACAAGCAAAUAUUCA
Toxotes jaculatrix (banded archerfish) is the source of this 5896-nucleotide messenger RNA. RefSeq names its product SH3-domain GRB2-like 3a (gene sh3gl3a). The record is from RefSeq and is a predicted model, not a curated record. Gene Ontology annotation, cellular component: presynapse; cytoplasm; glutamatergic synapse. The transcript has 11 exons. NCBI's taxonomy places the organism in Eukaryota, Metazoa, Chordata, Actinopteri, Toxotidae. The coding region runs from base 133 to 1320 and encodes 395 amino acids. Gene Ontology annotation, molecular function: protein binding. Gene Ontology annotation, biological process: synaptic vesicle uncoating; endocytosis.